CCAAUUUUAAUGUACAAAUGUCGCGCAGUUGUGACGUCACCAGGACGCAGAUUUGUGACGGCAUACCAACUUCCGCAAUGGCGUCAUCGACAACAAGCACUGAGUAAACAACAUAGAAGACGGUGGCACUUCUCAAUAGAAGCAUUUAAACAGGCAGAAUAAAGCAGCACCACCAACAAAUCAUGCAGAAGGGCAAGCAUCUCCCAGUGAGGUGUUAAAGGAAGCUUCCUCCUCAGGUGGUCGUCGAAUCCCUCCUCCACCCCUCCUCUGACCUUUGUUGGCUCUACGAUAAUGAGUCAUGGAUCUCCGGCGUCGAGGUGACACCGUCAGUUCGAACCCUGAGAACCUGGCUGGCGUCUCCCCAUCCAGGUCUCAUGGAGGAGCUCGAUUGCCUUCGCAAGGUGGCCAGAUGUUGGCGCCCAUGCAGAUGCUGUGGUGGCAGCAGAUGUACGCGCGGCAUUACUACAUGCAGUAUCAGGCAGCGGUGGCGGCAUCUCAGCAGCCUCCCAGCUUCGCCACUGCACAGCCUCCUCAGCCCAACGAAGCCGCGCUGGCGCCCGUCCCGGCCGCUGACCCCCUGCCGGAGAACCUGCCGCUGCCUCCCGCGGCCGAUGCUAACAUCCAGAUGAACGUACAAGGCGCGGGCGGCGGCGGGGGCAUGCUAAACGAGGACCAGCUCAACGGGGACUGGCUCGACUGGCCUUUCGCGCUCUUCCGUGUCUGCAUCCUGCUCAGCUUCGUCUACUUCAACUGCUCCUUCGGUCGCUUCAUGGUGGUGGUGGGAGCGAUGAUGCUCGUCUACCUGCACCAGGUGGGCUGGUUUCCCUUCAGGACGGUGGAGCAGCAGCAGCAGCAACAGCAAGAGCAGCAGCAAGACCCACCAAACCUUCAGGAUCCCGACCAAGCCCAAGCUUGGGGGGAAGCUGAGAUGCAACAAGGCCUGCACGAAUUGGAGCGGGUGAUGGACGACGGCACGGAGGAAACCCAGCAAGAGGAGCCCGACUUGCUCACCGUGGCGUGGUCCUUUGUCAGAAUCUUCUUCACCUCACUUAUUCCCGAGGGGUGGCCCCAAAGACCACCUGCCUUACUCCAUCCUCGUUAGUCCUUAACUGACCUCAACUAGCCUGUAAACUCGUUCAACAUUUCAUAAGGCCUUAAGCACUAUUUGAAAAUGUAUCACUCAAGCUGUGAAUGGAUUCCCUAAACCCAUCUGUUUUAUUUUAUUUUAUUGUAAGUCAUGGCUUUUUGAGGAAUAAAAAGCUGUGUAUAGAUGA
Syngnathus typhle (broad-nosed pipefish) is the source of this 1274-nucleotide messenger RNA. RefSeq names its product HERPUD family member 2 (gene herpud2). The coding region runs from base 299 to 1102 and encodes 267 amino acids. The record is from RefSeq and is a predicted model, not a curated record. The transcript is spliced from 6 exons. NCBI's taxonomy places the organism in Eukaryota, Metazoa, Chordata, Actinopteri, Syngnathiformes, Syngnathidae. Gene Ontology annotation, biological process: endoplasmic reticulum unfolded protein response.